Messenger RNA from Laccaria bicolor S238N-H82, 1515 nucleotides. RefSeq lists its product as uncharacterized. Gene Ontology annotation, cellular component: membrane. The transcript has 10 exons. Gene Ontology annotation, biological process: transmembrane transport. Bases 1 to 1515 code for a protein of 504 amino acids. The record is from RefSeq and is a predicted model, not a curated record. NCBI's taxonomy places the organism in Eukaryota, Fungi, Basidiomycota, Agaricomycetes, Agaricales, Hydnangiaceae. Gene Ontology annotation, molecular function: transmembrane transporter activity.
AUGCCGACGAUUGGAAGAGACUUAGACGUUCCACAAGCCGGUCUUGAGUGGUUAUUAUCAGCUUACCCCUUGAGCGCAGGGUGCCUUUUAUUAGUCUUUGGUCGUCUUGCAGAUAUUUAUGGCAGGAAGAAAGUGUUCCUGCUCGGAACAGCCUUUAUGGGUGCCGUGACGCUUGGAUGUGCUUUCCCAAUGAAGGCGUUGACACUGGAGGUACUACGAGGAGUACAGGGAAUCGGCUCUGCAGCCAUGAUACCCGCUUCGUUAGGCAUCCUAGCGAACGCCUUCCCUCCAUCUCGCGCUCGUUCAAUGGCAUUUGCUACUUUCUCAGCGGGCGCACCCAUCGGUUCCGUAUUAGGGACGGCCUUGGGAGGAGUCCUUGCGGAAUACACAGAAAAGUCCUGGCGGUCUAUUUUCUAUCUAAUGUCUGGGAUUGAUUUUCUGUGUUUCAUGGGAGGCUUGAUUUCCUUCGACAAGGACAAACCUUCAACAGAGAUUGACCAACGUGUGGACUGGCUUGGCGCAUUCCUUGUCACCGCAGGCUUAGUCUUGAUCGUCUUUGUGCUCAGUCAAGGCGAGCUCGCCCCAAAACAGUGGGCUACACCCUACAUAAUUGCUUUGCUGAUUGUCGGGGUGAUUCUGGUCGUCUUGUUCGUAUUUUGGCAGGUAUACCUUGAGAGAGUCCAAGAAAACCCACACUCCACCUACUCGGUGUUCACGCCUCCGCCCCUAAUGAAACCUUCACUUUGGAAGCGGGCAAAUGGAAGGUUCGCUGCAAUGAUGCUCGUCGCUUUCUUGAACUCGUGUUCCUUCCUUAGCUGGAUGUUUUGGGCGCAAAUCUACUACCAAGACUACAAGAACCUAAGCCCCGUUCUAAGUGUGGUUCGAUUCUUGCCAAUGUUCGUAUCUGGAAUGGUCUGUACCUUCUUUGUCGGCAUCAUGGCGGCUCGUAUUUCCCUUGUAUACCUCGCAGCGAUUGGUUCUUUGUGUACUGCUGCCGGUGCUCUGUUGUUCGCUGUGAUCGAUACUCACAUGACAUAUUGGGCCUUCGGAUUCCCCGCCGCCACAAUUGUCGUUGUUGGUGCGGAUUUUAUUUACGCUGCCGGAUCCCUUUAUAUUGCGAAGAUUUCCCUGCCGCACGAGCAGAGUCUAGCCGGUGGCCUUUUCCAAACAAUGACGCAGUUAGGAACAUCGGUCGGUAUCACAGUAACCACUGUGGUAUUCAAUCGCGUCGCAAGAAGAAACGGUCCUGGUGUUGAUAAUAUUGCAAGUUAUCGCGCAGCACAAUGGACUUCCUUUGCGUUCGGAAUUCUGGGAAUGCUGCUGUCCAUUCCAUUUUUUACGGGCGUCGGCGUGGUUGGGUACCGCAAGCCGCGGGCUAGAGCCUCGGAUGGCAUCCAGUUCAACUUAGUAGGUGGGACAGACACGACAAGACAGCAAAGAACACCAAACAAGAUUAAGAAAAAAGAGGAAUUUCAUUUGAGCCUCGGCGAGUUGUCUAAAUGGACUGUCGUUUAA